AUGACCCUCUCCGGCGGCGGCAGCGCCAGCGACAUGUCCGGCCAGACGGUGCUGACGGCCGAGGACGUGGACAUCGAUGUGGUGGGCGAGGGCGACGACGGGCUGGAGGAGAAGGACAGCGACGCUGGUUGCGAUAGCCCAGCGGGGCCGCCGGAGCUGCGCCUGGACGAGGCGGACGAAGUGCCCCCGGCAGCACCCCAUCACGGACAGCCUCAGCCGCCCCACCAGCAGCCCCUGGCAUUGCCCAAGGAGGCGGCCGGAGUCGGGGCCGGACCGGGGGGCGAGGUGGGCGCGCCCGAGGCGGACGGCUGCAAGGGCGGUGUUGGCGGCGACGAGGGCGGCGCGAGCGGCGGCGGGCCCGGCGCGGGCAGUGGUUCGGCAGGAGGCCUGGCCCCGAGCAAGCCAAAGAACAGCCUGGUGAAGCCGCCCUACUCGUACAUCGCGCUCAUCACCAUGGCCAUCCUGCAGAGCCCGCAGAAGAAGCUGACCCUGAGCGGCAUCUGCGAGUUCAUCAGCAACCGCUUCCCCUACUACCGUGAGAAGUUCCCCGCCUGGCAGAACAGCAUCCGCCACAACCUCUCACUCAACGACUGCUUCGUCAAGAUCCCCCGCGAGCCGGGCAACCCGGGCAAGGGCAACUACUGGACCCUGGACCCGCAGUCCGAGGACAUGUUCGACAACGGCAGCUUCCUGCGGCGCCGGAAACGCUUCAAGCGCCACCAGCAGGAGCACCUGCGCGAGCAGACGGCGCUCAUGAUGCAGAGCUUCGGCGCCUACAGCCUGGCGGCGGCGGCCGGCGCUGCGGGACCCUACGGCCGCCCCUACGGCCUGCACCCGGCGGCGGCGGCCGGUGCCUAUUCGCACCCGGCAGCGGCGGCGGCCGCGGCGGCUGCGGCGGCGCUCCAGUACCCGUACGCGCUGCCGCCGGUGGCGCCAGUGCUGCCUCCCGCCGUGCCCCUGCUGCCCUCGGGCGAGCUGGGCCGCAAAGCGGCCGCCUUCGGCUCACAGCUCGGCCCGGGCCUGCAGCUGCAGCUCAAUAGCCUGGGCGCCGCCGCGGCCGCUGCGGGCACAGCGGGCGCCGCGGGCACCACCGCGUCUCUCAUCAAGUCCGAACCAAGCGCACGGCCGUCGUUCAGCAUCGAGAACAUCAUAGGUGGGGGCCCCGCGGCUCCCGGGGGCUCGGCGGCGGGCGCUGGGGGCGCCGGCGGCACUGGGGGUUCCGGGGGCGGCAACACGGCGCAGUCAUUUCUGCGGCCACCCGGGACCGUGCAGUCGGCAGCGCUCAUGGCCACGCACCAACCGCUGUCGCUGAGCCGGACGACUGCCACCAUCGCGCCCAUCCUGAGCGUGCCGCUCUCCGGACAGUUUCUGCAGCCCGCAGCCUCGGCCGCCGCCGCUGCAGCCGCCGCCGCUCAAGCCAAAUGGCCGGCGCAAUAGGGACGCGCCAGUGGCCGGUACCCAGGGCCCGGCGGCGGCCUCGAGCGGCAGCUGCACCUCCAGGCUGCGCGCCCCGUCCCGAGCCCGGUCCCGGUCCCGGUCCCGCUGCCCAAUCCUGGACUCUGCCUCUCCCCCAUUUCCUUUCCCCUGAGCCCCCAACGCCUACCUUCCGCGGCCUCCACCCCCUCGCGCACACUUAAGCUGGUCGAGCAAACUCACCGCGUGCCCGCCGGGAAUAGCUUUCCAUACAGGUAAAACCGAAAACCGAAUUUUCCAAAAAUGCACCCCGACGGCGCCUGCUCUUAGUACCGUGGGGAUGGGAGGGAAAUUCUUUGUAUAUAUUUGUAAAAAAAUUAUUGACUUUCCUUUUGGGGUUUUUAUUUUUUUAAGAAAAAACAAAUUCCGUAGAUUUAGAGCUCUGAACUUUCAUUUUUUUUGAAGGUUCACUCUCCGAAGUUUUAUCUGAGAAAAGAAUGUAUAGAGACGUUGGGAGAUUUUAAAUAUAAAAAAUUUUCAAAAAGGCAAAAAGUGUCAUUCUAUUAUAAAAGUCUGUUUAUAUAUGAAUGAAUAUAUAUGGUAUUCUAAAUGUUAUUCCAUCGUGUUGUACACAAAUUUGUAAAUAAAUUUUUAAAAUGCCC
Messenger RNA from Macaca mulatta (Rhesus monkey), 2075 nucleotides. RefSeq names its product forkhead box D3 (gene FOXD3). Gene Ontology annotation, molecular function: DNA-binding transcription factor activity, RNA polymerase II-specific; RNA polymerase II cis-regulatory region sequence-specific DNA binding. Gene Ontology annotation, biological process: anatomical structure morphogenesis; cell differentiation; regulation of transcription by RNA polymerase II. NCBI's taxonomy places the organism in Eukaryota, Metazoa, Chordata, Mammalia, Primates, Cercopithecidae. The record is from RefSeq and is marked validated.